CCGAGAAACUCGUCUGCUUGUCAUCAUCUCUGGAUGCUGAUUUUCCUCAACAUGGACCUUGAUGGUGCAACGUCCGAAAUCCUAAACGAAUGGAAGGUCGGGGAACAGCUCCACUCCUCCGGCUCCUCUCCGGAGUCUCAUUCUUCUUCCUCUGUGGAUUCCGUGUGCUCCUCGCCGGAGAUGUUCUACUCCGGAGAUCACCGCGAGCUCGCCUACGGCUCUCCGGAGCGGGCUCGCUGCACCGGCCCCAAGGCGCCCAGGACGCACGGCAAGGCCAAGAUGUCCACCAAGAGGCGCGUUAAGGCGAGCGAGAGGGAGAAGAUGAGGAUGAGGAGUCUCGCCGAAGCUCUGCACCAACUCCGGGAUUACCUGCCGCCGGACUACACCACGAGGGGCCAGCCUCUGACCAAAAUACAAACCCUCAAGUACACCAUCGAGUAUAUCAACAAGCUCUCGGACAUUCUGAACCGUGCGUAAAAGUCACCAUUUUACGCACCCGCGCGUAACGAGACCAUGCUCGUAUUUGGACUUAUUUUUUUAUCUUUUUCCUUUUUUUUUUAGGAUAACUGCUUUACAUGUUGAUAAGUGUGUUUGAAUUCAUGACGUGGCUUUGCUCUUUCCUGGAUGUAAAUAUUUUUGAGAGGCCGCUUAUUGUUUUGUAUAUGGGGAUACAAUUGUUGACACUGGUAUUAGAGAAAUCAUUUGGUGACAUUUUGUAAUCGUUUUUAUUCGUAUAAUCUAUCUCAUUUUAUUCGUGUGAACGAUUUUGGAAAGAAGUAGCUACAAAGGUGUCCGUUCAUAGCUAUCAGUGCAUUUGUCUUGCUGAAAAAAAAAUAAAUUGAUGAUUGACGUAAA
Messenger RNA from Hippocampus comes (tiger tail seahorse), 855 nucleotides. RefSeq names its product mesogenin 1 (gene msgn1). Bases 34 to 477 code for a protein of 147 amino acids. NCBI's taxonomy places the organism in Eukaryota, Metazoa, Chordata, Actinopteri, Syngnathiformes, Syngnathidae. The transcript has a single exon. The record is from RefSeq and is a predicted model, not a curated record. Gene Ontology annotation, cellular component: nucleus. Gene Ontology annotation, biological process: mesoderm formation; regulation of transcription by RNA polymerase II. Gene Ontology annotation, molecular function: RNA polymerase II cis-regulatory region sequence-specific DNA binding; protein dimerization activity; DNA-binding transcription factor activity, RNA polymerase II-specific.